Messenger RNA from Myxocyprinus asiaticus (Chinese sucker), 912 nucleotides. RefSeq names its product unique cartilage matrix-associated protein-like. Lineage: Eukaryota; Metazoa; Chordata; Actinopteri; Cypriniformes; Catostomidae. The transcript has 5 exons. Gene Ontology annotation, cellular component: extracellular matrix. The record is from RefSeq and is a predicted model, not a curated record. Gene Ontology annotation, biological process: embryonic skeletal system development; regulation of osteoblast differentiation. Bases 102 to 509 code for a protein of 135 amino acids.
UGCCUUCCCUCUUUUCCCUCUCUCAUACACACAUACACACUCAGGUCUCAGUGUGGUUCUGAUACCUGCAAAAGACACACUCUCUCACACACUCCUUAAAGAUGGCCUGGACUCAAACAGCUCUGCUGACACUGCUGCCCUUCUUUUUCAUUCUGAUUGUGCUGGCAGGAGUUGAAAGUGCAGCGGUGAGUGAUGGAAAAGACAGUGAAACUAAGGUAUCAUCUAAACAAAUUUUCAUGCCAGCAUCAGAUGCCUCAAACUUCUUCAAACGUCGCAGUCGCAGAUCCCCGAAAACGUAUGCAGAGUACUAUGCGGAGCAGAGAGUGAAGAUGGGUGCAAAUGAGCGAAGGAGGGAGCACUUAGAGGAACAAAGCAAUGAGCAUGAGAACUAUUUAGAGGAGGAGCGUGACGAACAGUAUGAGAGGACCAGAGAGAGGAAUGAACAGUGGAGAGAAUUUCACUAUGAUGGGCUUUACCCACGAUACCCUCACCACCGCCCUUAUGUCUGAACACACCUUGGGCUUCUAUCAGAAAAGUCACCUUUGUUAGAGAAAAACAUUUAAGAUCACAUUAAUAUGACCAUGUUAUAAUGUUAGGCUAUUAUUAUUUAUAACACUGUCUAAGCACUUAUACAUGGAAAUUCCUUAAUACAUAUCAUAGAGAUUGGAACAUACAGUAAGCAUUUUCUGUUCUUAUCCUGUUUAGUCAUUUAUCUUAAAUGUAACAAUUACUUUAUUGGACGUUAUUUUGUCCAGUCAAAACAUUCAUGAUUAGCGAAUCAUUUUAAGCUUUUUCCCCAAAAGCAACUGCUUACAAUUUCUUUGCAAGUAAUAACAUUUAGCUCUCAUCUGACUUUUCUUUUUAAAUAACUUUGUUUAAACUGUCUGUAUUGAUGUGAAUAAAGAUAGUUCA